AUGGGUGAGAUCAACCAAGAUGCCGUGGAGAAAUACCUGGAGGAGAAUCCUCAGUUUGCCAAGGAGUACUUUGACAGGAAGUUGCGGGUGGAGGUGCUGGGAGAAAUUUUCAAGAACAGCCAGGUGCCAGUCCAGUCCAGCAUGUCCUUUUCUGAGCUGACCCAGGUGGAGGAGUCGGCCCUGUGCUUGGAGCUGCUGUGGACCGUGCAGGAGGAGGGGGGCACCCCAGAGCAGGGGGUUCACAGGGCCUUGCAGAGGCUGGCCCACCUGCUCCAGGCUGACCGCUGCAGCAUGUUCCUGUGCCGGUCCCGGAACGGCAUACCUGAGGUAGCCUCUAGGUUGCUGGAUGUCACCCCCACCUCCAACUUUGACGACAACCUGGUGGGUCCUGACAAAGAAGUUGUGUUUCCACUGGACAUUGGGAUAGUGGGUUGGGCUGCUCACACGAAGAAAACUCAUAAUGUCCCAGAUGUGAAAAAGAACAGCCAUUUUUCUGACUUCAUGGACAAGCAAACUGGAUAUGUCACUAAGAACCUGCUGGCAACCCCGAUCGUGAUGGGCAAGGAAGUUCUUGCUGUGAUCAUGGCAGUUAACAAAGUAAAUGCAUCUGAAUUUUCCAAACAGGAUGAAGAGGUCUUUUCCAAAUACCUCAACUUUGUGUCUGUCAUCCUAAAGCUUCAUCAUACCAGCUACAUGUACAAUAUUGAAUCCCGAAGAAGCCAGAUCCUUAUGUGGUCAGCCAAUAAAGUAUUUGAAGAACUCACAGAUGUUGAGCGACAGUUUCACAAAGCGCUCUACACAGUUAGAACAUAUCUGAACUGUGAACGAUACUCCAUUGGACUGCUGGACAUGACCAAGGAGAAGGAAUUCUACGAUGAAUGGCCAAUCAAGCUGGGAGAAGUAGAGCCUUAUAAAGGUCCAAAGACACCUGAUGGCAGGGAGAUCAACUUUUAUAAAAUCAUUGAUUACAUUUUACAUGGAAAAGAAGAGAUCAAAGUGAUUCCGACGCCUCCUGCAGACCACUGGACGCUCAUUAGUGGGUUGCCAACGUAUGUUGCUGAAAAUGGAUUUAUCUGUAACAUGAUGAAUGCCCCUGCGGAUGAAUACUUCACAUUUCAGAAAGGACCUGUAGAUGAAACCGGCUGGGUCAUUAAGAAUGUUUUGUCGUUGCCUAUUGUCAACAAGAAAGAAGAUAUUGUGGGAGUGGCUACAUUUUACAACAGGAAGGAUGGAAAACCUUUCGAUGAGCAUGAUGAAUACAUUACUGAGACUCUCACACAAUUUCUUGGAUGGUCUCUUUUAAAUACUGACACCUAUGAUAAGAUGAAUAAGCUAGAAAACAGAAAGGACAUUGCUCAGGAAAUGCUCAUGAACCAAACCAAAGCCACUCCUGAAGAAAUUAAGUCCAUUUUGAAAUUUCAAGAGAAGUUAAAUGUUGAUGUAAUUGACGACUGUGAAGAAAAACAACUUGUUGCAAUUUUGAAAGAGGACUUGCCAGACCCACGCUCUGCAGAACUGUACGAAUUCCGCUUCAGUGACUUCCCCAUUACAGAGCACGGAUUGAUUCAAUGUGGAAUACGACUGUUUUUUGAAAUAAAUGUGGUGGAGAAAUUCAAAGUACCUGUAGAGGUUCUUACCAGAUGGAUGUACACUGUGAGGAAAGGGUACCGAGCUGUCACUUACCACAAUUGGCGGCAUGGGUUCAACGUGGGACAGACCAUGUUUACUUUGCUGAUGACAGGAAGAUUAAAGAAAUACUAUACGGAUCUUGAAGCCUUUGCCAUGCUUGCUGCUGCUUUCUGCCAUGAUAUUGACCACAGAGGCACUAAUAAUUUGUACCAGAUGAAAUCCACGUCUCCAUUAGCAAGACUUCAUGGUUCUUCUAUUUUGGAGAGGCACCACCUGGAGUACAGUAAGACUCUGUUGCAGGAUGAGAGUUUAAACAUCUUCCAGAACCUAAAUAAGCGGCAGUUUGAAACAGUUAUUCAUUUGUUCGAGGUCGCAAUAAUAGCAACUGACCUGGCUUUAUAUUUCAAGAAGAGAACCAUGUUUCAAAAAAUUGUUGAUGCCUGUGAACAAAUGCAAACGGAGGAAGAAGCCAUCAAAUAUGUAACUGUUGAUCCAACCAAAAAAGAGAUUAUCAUGGCAAUGAUGAUGACUGCAUGUGACUUGUCUGCUAUCACCAAGCCCUGGGAAGUACAAAGUCAGGUAGCACUUAUGGUUGCAAAUGAAUUUUGGGAACAAGGAGAUCUGGAGAGAACAGUAUUGCAGCAACAACCCAUUCCUAUGAUGGACAGAAACAAGAGAGAUGAACUACCUAAACUUCAAGUUGGAUUUAUUGAUUUUGUUUGUACUUUUGUAUAUAAGGAGUUCUCACGGUUUCACAAAGAAAUCACACCUAUGCUGAGUGGUCUUCAGAAUAACAGAGUAGAAUGGAAAUCUCUAGCUGAUGAGUAUGAUGCAAAGAUGAAGGUCAUUGAAGAGGAGGCAAAAAAGCAAGAAGAAGGAGCCGAAAAAGCUGCUGAAGAUUCAGGAGGUGGUGAUGACAAAAAGUCCAAAACAUGUUUAAUGUUGUAAUAUAAUCUAACUGGUCUAAACUUCAAAUAUCGUUUUACCUUUGAAGAAAACCAGAAAAUAUUCAAAAGAACUUCAACAAAUCAUCAAGUAACAGAGUAAGAGGAUCUUCAGAAAAACUACCCUGUGACUAUGAAGAAAAUACAUAUUGCUAGCCCAAAAACCCCAAGGGCAAAAUAAAGUUCAACAAAAGUGCAAAAUAUGACAAAAAUGGGUACAUUUUUCGUGCCAAUUUAUUUUAAAUUAAAAAAUAUGCAAUCCUGAAA
Molecule: messenger RNA, 2840 nt
Organism: Macaca mulatta (Rhesus monkey)
Lineage: Eukaryota; Metazoa; Chordata; Mammalia; Primates; Cercopithecidae
Gene: PDE6C
Product: phosphodiesterase 6C
Biological process (GO): signal transduction
Molecular function (GO): protein binding; 3',5'-cyclic-nucleotide phosphodiesterase activity
Source: RefSeq, a predicted model, not a curated record